This is a messenger RNA of Triticum aestivum (bread wheat), 2982 nucleotides long. RefSeq lists its product as uncharacterized. Lineage: Eukaryota; Viridiplantae; Streptophyta; Magnoliopsida; Poales; Poaceae. The record is from RefSeq and is a predicted model, not a curated record. The transcript is spliced from 2 exons. The coding region runs from base 519 to 1976 and encodes 485 amino acids. Gene Ontology annotation, molecular function: protein binding.
CUAUUGCGUGAGAUCAUGGUUAGUGGCCGAGCAUGGUGGCUGGGCUGUGCAUGGGUCCUUGUGUAUAUAUGUACUGAGUUAAUGAAAGAGGAGCCGAGAGGUCCAGCAGAAAAUAUGUAGCCUGUGUGUUCGCCAAGGAGAAGAGCCUAUCGCAAAGCUUUCGUGCUCCUCCUUGGUCCAUGCGUGUGUGUGUGUGUGUUCUUGAGAGAAGGUACAAGAGAAGAAGAUAGAGAGAAACCACAAGAGAGCUGUGAGAGCCAGCUCAAGGUAGAAGAAGAAGCGGCACUGCGAGGAGGCGGCGCCAACACCUAGCACACGAGGCCGUCCCUGAAUGAAUCUUUAGUACCAGUCAAUACUCGGAUGCAGAUUCUAUUAACCCUUUGGUCUUCACUUGGUUUUUUUUAGGGCAAAUUGCUGGCCCCGACGGUUACUAGCCGCGUUCAGCCGCGUUGGGUCGGUCGACAAAUACACGAUCAUGCGGGAGGACCCUAACCACCAAGAGAUAGAUCGAUCCAUCGAUGGACAACGCACGCGUACGCCGCCGCCGCGACGGCGCCGAGAUCGGGGACGACGCCGUCCGCGAGGUCCUGGCGCGGCUGCCGGGCCUGCGGGAACUCCUGCGCUGCGCGGCCACGUGCAAGCACUGGCGCCGCCUCGUCCUCGACCGGGCCUUCCUCCGCCGCCUCGGCCUCUGGCCGGACACGGCGCGCCGCCCCUGCAUCCUCGCCGGGGUCUUCUCCCAGAUGUGCUACUCCCGCGACGACUCGAGGGACGAGGGCAGCCUCUACGCGCCUCCGCGCUUCAUCAACCUCCAGGACGGCCUCGACGACGUGCGUCAUCCUCCCCGUGCCUUCUACUCGUUCGUCACCAUCGACGGCGACGACCGCGGGCUCUUCCAUCUCGCGAGGCCACUGGCGGCGCGCCGCGGCUUCCUCCUCGCGCGCCUCCUGCAGCCGUAUUCGCCCGGCAACCGCGGCGUCGGGCCCAACAAGCUCCACCUGGCUGUGUGCCGUCCUCUCCUCGACAGGAGGAGCACGCAUCUCCUCCCGCCGCCUCCCUUCAACAUGGACGACUACUUGGACAACAAUCUGAUAGGCUGCGCGAUCGUCACCGCCGCAGACCACGCCGCCACCACCGCCGGCGAUGCUAGUUUGCUUCCGGUGGACGUGGACCACAAGCAGCAGCAGGAUCAGCAAUCCGCGUUUCAAGUUUUAUUGAUGUACAAGGACAACAACGACGGCUUUGCGUACGCCUGCGCCUACUCCUCGGCCGCGCCCGGCGGUGGUGGUGGUUGGACUGCUCCGGUCAAGUCCUACCUGGCUUCCCGGUACACCAGGUGCGGCCCACGCGCCGGCCUAGUCGCCCACGGCAUCGUGCACUGGCUGUUCAUGCAUUACCAAAACCAUCAGAUCUACGCCCUUAAGCUAAGCAUGGACACGCUGCACGCCACUUUGACCGAGAUACCCAUCGAAGUGCACCCCACUAUGCCACGGCCGCCAAUCCCAUGCACCGUCGACGGAAGGCUGUCGUUUGUUACCAUAGGAGAAGACGGCGUAGCAGAUCUAUGGACCAAGCAAGAACAAGAUGACGUUGUAGCAGCCAAAGAGAAAGAACAAGAUGACAACGCCUGGCAAAGCUCUCAGCUGACGAGCCUGGGGAGCGAGAGAAUAAGCUCGGUCUUCUUUGCAGAGACCAGAGGUGCUUUGCUCGUCGAACAACAUGGCGGUGCCCUCUCUAUCGUCGACCUCAAGAGCAAGGAGAAGUCGCCGAUGCAUCUAAAGGACGAAACAAGCGAGCAGCAUUCGAGGGGCACGUGUCGGUUCCUAGAGUCGUGCAGCAGUAGCUGCUGCCGCGGAUACAGCCAUGGAUACAGAGGCACCACAUGCCUACAAGCACCCCCGGUGCUCUAUGAGAUGGAUUGGGACGUCUUUCCGUCGACCGACCCUUGUCUCUCUCUCUCCUCAGGUGAGAGGUGAGAAACAAGAGUAGAAUGAUUUUUAGGGCUAUUUUAAAAACCAUGUAGGAUACAUUUAAGUGGUAACUUGUUAGCUAGUUUCAGAAUGUGUUAUUUUGGAAGUAUGUGUUUGCAGAUUAUUUUGGUUUUAGUCACAUACUGUGGGUAGUGGUCAUUUGCUAUCGUUCUUGGGUUUGUGGUAGUAGAUCAAGAAACUACGUACAUUGAUUCCUUGGACAGUUGGACGUGAUGGUGAAAUUCUUAUCAGUUCUUUGGUUAAGCUCAAUAAAGAAUAGAUGUCUUCAAUCGCUGAUUAUGGUCAUAUCUUUAUGUAGAAUUAUGGUCGCCAACCAUUUAACGCGGGUAGGAAAAAAGUUACCCUCAUUGUCAUAAGAUACAGAUAGCAAGAUUUCAUGGUAGAAUCAGCAGAUUUGGUCGCCAACCAUUUAACAUGGUCAGGUUCAUGCUCCUAAAAAUAUUUGAUGUUCUUGCCAAGUUUCAUGCUCCUAAAAAUAUUCCAUUGUCCGUGUAUGGCAUGGUCGCUGCUCGCGAUGCGGUGGACUACAACCGCAACCUCCUCUUCUUUUGCGAUAGCAGCAACUCCCAAAAAGUCACUCAAGACGUACGUAUGGCUACUAGCCUACUAGUGUAUUAAUUUGCUCUUCAUUCGCUUUUGGAGAUCUUGCUGCAUUUUUCUAACGUCCUCCCUUGUUGAUAUGGUGAAGUUUUUGCUUCCUUGGUUAUGCUUUGUUGAUUGGCAGGGGAGAAUGGGCUUCCACAGCAAUCAGUUUUGCCUGCCUGCCUUCAGAAGAAGACCACCUGAAGCAAUAACACAAUCCAUGUCAGAAAAGCCUGUGGUUGUUGUGUCCUCUCUACUGCUGUUCAUAUUGGCAGUAUGUGUUGCACUUCACUUUUUCUCCUAGAUGAUAUGAAUCUUCACAGUGCUCCUAGUAGAUGAUAAGAAUUCGUUGGUUUGAGAAGACAUUUUUUCAAGAGAUGAAGUAAAGGGAAAAAAGAUUGUUUGCCUA